This is a messenger RNA of Musca vetustissima, 11583 nucleotides long. It is a transcript of the gene Vps13B, whose product is annotated as intermembrane lipid transfer protein VPS13B. The coding region runs from base 1 to 11583 and encodes 3860 amino acids. The transcript has 16 exons. The record is from RefSeq and is a predicted model, not a curated record. Lineage: Eukaryota; Metazoa; Arthropoda; Insecta; Diptera; Muscidae.
AUGUUUAAAAUCGAGUCCUAUAUAACACCCAUCAUACUCAAUUAUUUGGCGAAAUAUGUUAAGAACAUUAGACCACAAGAUUUUCAGGUAUCUUUGUGGGAGGGCGAAGUAACAUUUCAAAAUCUCGAUUUACGGCUGGAUGUUUUGGAGCAAGAGUUAAAUUUACCAUUUGAAUUUCUAUCGGGACAUAUACACGAGCUGGCCAUACAGGUGCCAUGGACGAAAAUAACAUCUGAACCCAUCAAGGUAUUGAUCAAUACCAUUGAAUUUGUGCUGAAGGCUAAAACUGUUGUAGAACAUGGUGCGAAGUCAUCGGCUGGCAAUUCUCCACAACAUAGCGCUGCCAUGGUGGAGGGUAAUGCAAAGGCGCAGCGGAAAGAUGAUGACUCGUCGAGUAUGAGUUCGGGGCUGGCAAUGAAAAUUGUCAAUAACAUCAAUAUCCAGUGUCAGAAUAUCAUUUUGAAAUAUGUUGAGGAGGACAUCGUGGUGUCGAUGAAUGUUCAGUACUUGAGUUAUUGUCCCGCCAAUGAGUUGUGGCAGCCGGCCAUGGUUGAUGUGAAUCCACAUAAGGUGUUGAUGCGUAAACUAAUUAAUAUUUCGGAUUUAACGAUAUGUUUGGAUAGGCGCAAUUCUGCAGGUCAAAUUGAUGUGUGUCAGGAACCGGUAUUAUAUAGAUGUACCUUGGAGAUACGAUUUUUGAGGAAAUACAAUAGCAACACCUUGGCCACUAGCAGUAUAACACGCAUUGGUAUAUUCACACAAGCCCUUGAUCUAAACCUCUCAUCUCUGCAAAUACCAAUGUUAAUGCGUCUCAUUAAAUUCUUAACAUCAUUAUCGGGUGAUAGUGAUUCCGAAGAUGAUCCAUGUUCGGUUAAUAAAGAACGAGGUGUUGCGGAAAAUUCCUCCGAUGCGGCAGGUUCUUCAUAUUUAUCAUGGGCCUGGAAUUUAUUACCCAGUUUUACAUUUGAAGAAUCCGAUGAAGUGGAUAGUGGAGGUGAUGAUGCCCCGGGCCAUACAAAAGAUGUCGGCAUAUAUGUAGAGGAGUUGAAUUUUACUUUGAAAAAUUCUGAAUUUAUUAAUGAUGCGAUUAUGGGUGGCAUAAAACGUAUUCGAUAUACACCAAUUGUACGUUUUACAUUUGGCGGAUUGUAUUUUGAGCGGGUGGCGGUAAAGGAAAUUGAUUGGAUUAGCACUAAGGCUGGUCUUUCGUCGAUAUAUGUUGAACCGUUGGGUCAAUAUCGUACGGAAGAUAAUCAUGAGGCGUUGGCAUUGUUGGAGACAUCACCGUACACCAAUAUGCGUUCCUUCAUCGACAAAUCCCUCUUCGAUGAACAAUGUAUGAUUGCCGAUCGCGGCUGGGGUGUUACCAACUAUGAGGAUUAUGUUACACGCAUCACUGAUGAUUAUCUCAUUUUUCGUAGCCCAGUAUUUGCAUUGGACAUUAUAACAUAUCGUUCUGCGUCCGGUUCUUGUGAAUCCAAAGAUGCCAGCAAUAUUACCACAAAUAUAAGUGGCAAGAAAAUCUAUGAUAUACACAAGCAAUGUCGUCUGCUGUCGUCGGGCAUAACAUUUCGUUUGAAUGAAACAUUUAUGCAGGUUAAAAAUAUUAUUAAAAAUUUCAUAGAUUUAUACGAUUCAUCAAUUAAUGCCUAUUCGUCAUCAAAUGCAGAGAAAAUCGAAAUACAUGAUUCAAGUGCAACAACCAAAUUACAUCCACCUUUGGUAGAAGAUUAUGAUGCCCUUAUGCAGGGGGUGCCCUUGUGUAAAUAUAAAAUCGAUUUGAAAUAUAUGCAAGUGGAAAUAUUUGCCAAAACUGAACCAUCAGCACAGAGUAGCCGAUCCAUAUAUCGUCGUUUACCAUCAUCAAUAAAAAAUUCCCUUCCUUUUCUUUUGGUAAAUUUUGAUUUUAUUGAACUUUAUUUAACCACACCUUUAAAUCCCGAUAAACUAGUACACACCACAUGUCAACUACCGGAUAAACCUCAAGAACUUCUCAAUGCCUGUUAUGAUAAUUAUGAAUUGAAUAUUGGUGAUUUUACAUUGAGUCUAAUGUCCCCAUCUAAGGACACUGCAAUACGUCUUGUGACAAUACCAAAAUUAUGUUUGUCCUAUGGUAGUUUACUCCAACCCUAUCACUGGAAAACGGAUGAAGUUUCUAUUAAAAAAAUCGAUUUACAUUGUGAUCAGAUACGUAUGGAUUUCUCGAAACGGGAAUUAUUUGCUGCUCUCUAUUUGUAUGAAUCGUUGUGGUCAUAUCAGCCUCAAUUGUUGAUCAGGGUUUCAACAAUUUUAAAUCAUCCUUAUGAGUUGGCAGAUUCCAUAGCCUUAAGUUGUGGAUUUAAUAAAUUGCAAAUGAAGCGGAGACUCUAUCACACAUUUGAUAUUUGGAAUGCUCAUUUGUCAGCGGUUACGGCAGAUGUCCUAAUGGAAAGAAAAUCGGUUCAAGUUCAACGUUAUAAUAUAUUUAACACCACAUCGAAGAUGCAUAAUAAUCAAAAUAAAUGGUUGGAAGUGCAUAUACAAUAUCCGGGAGUCAAUGGAGAAGUGUCUACAAGUCAUCAGAAAUCGGCAAAGAAGGAACCCAAAGAAUCCAUUAAUAUGGCUAUUGGUAUAUGGAUGGAAAAGUUUUAUUUCAAUUGUAACAAGCAGCUAUUGGAUUUUCUUUCGUUGGUUUGUCAGGAGGAUGAGCGAUAUUGUAGGGACUUUUCAGUUGAGUCCGAUGUUCAAAGUCAAACGGUACAAAAUCCAGCAGUUCCUAGCAGUCACCACACAAGUUCAGCCCACUCAACGGCCUAUCAAACAAAUCCCUCUAUGCCACAAGUAUUUGGUAGAAAAUCAUCAAGGAAUUCAAAUUCUCUACGAAAAAUUUCCCAUCCCGAGGAGACAAUACAUUACAGUUCCGAGAAAGAUGAACGAAUAGAUACAACGACAACAGAAACCAAACCCUCAGACGAAGAAAAAAUUAAAAAUUAUUUUAAAAAAUUCAAUACAAUUAUUAUUUAUAUGGAUAUAGCACAAAGUCAAAUGGACAUAACAACAAAUCACAAAUAUUUAUCGAAAGAUGAUACCCAGGAUUUUACACGAUUCACAUUGCCCCACAUCAUUUUGAAAUCAACUUUUGCCGAAUAUAUAACACGUUCAAGUUUGCGUUUAAAAGUUAAUCCACCAUUAAAUACCAAGACCACCUUUAAUUGGACAAUACAAUUUUUGGAUUUGUCUAUUGCAACCAGUAUAAAUGAUCAGCUAUAUGCUGUGCUACAGCCUUGGCAAACCACUGUCACGGUGGCCAUGAAUAAACGUAAACAAAAUUUGCCAAUACCCACCAAUCUUUCCGAAUAUACAUCACCGACCUUUAAAACCCAACAACAGCAUACAUCACCACGAAGUAGUAAACAAAAAUCGAAACAUCCAACAUCGGAACAUGCUGCAAAGUCACAGGAUAACUCGUCGGUAUCUUCGGGUUCAUUGAAGGAAAUUUUUUCGGGCAGUGAACAUUAUAAAGAUUCAUCAUCAGCCACACCAUCAUUGCCAAAAAUGUGUCCAAAGGCCGCAGCGAAUGCUGAGGGGGUUUGUGGUGGUGAUAAGGUCCAGGAAUUAAUAUGCCUUAAUUUACAUUUGGAUUCAUCGACGGUGUAUAUGUAUGUAAAUAACAUCAAGACGCUGCAAGGACAUUUUCAACAUUUUAUGAAAAUUAUGGAAAUGUCCUCGCUGAUAGUGGUUGGCAAGAGGGAUAUAUCAGCUGGCAACUGCAAUAAACAACCAGUGAAAAUUCUAACCCUUACCGAAGAUCAUCAUCAUAUUAAGGAGUUCAUGGAUCUCGAUUCGAAUUCGGAUAUAUCAGCGAAGCCAACUAGUGAAUAUAAAUCCCUGCUGAAUAAACUCUCCCUUUUCUGCCAAUGGACUGUGACAAAGGUCAUAGCAGAAGUUGUCAAUGCACCCGAACAGCCACAGCGAAGUAAAAUCAUAUUGGAACUUGAAGAUUUCCUCUGCACCCUUGAUCAGGGGCAGGAUUUUACAAAAUAUACAAAUAAAAUUGGCAAUUUCAAUUUAAAUUAUUAUCAGCAAAAAUCCGCAAACGAAUGGUUGGCCCAGGAGCGUAUACGUAUCCGAAUGAUUGCCGAAACCACAGAUUUGCCAUUUUUAAAUAUUGUCCUUACAAAAGUAUGCUUGAGAGAUUUUUACAAGCGUAUUGGUGUUAAACGUAAAGGUGAAAUGGAUCGUUUUAUAAGUGAAAUUGUUGUUAUAAUGCAGGCUAUGGAAAUUAUUAUGGAUUUUGAUGGAAUACUAGAAUUUUUGCAGCCAUUGUGUGCUCUAAUGUGGGAGGAGGAGAGUGCCACUGACAAAGAAGGAGAAAAUCUGCAUGAGGUUAAAAAGAUAAAAGAAGAAUCGAUUGUAAAAGCUGCCGAUUUGCCAUUGGUACAUUUUGAAAGUAAAGGCAUAACAUGUUAUUUCCCCUUGGCCAAUGGAAUAGCACAACAACAACAAUGUUCAGUGUUAAUAUGUAAAAUUGAUAGCAUCAAUAUAACACCGAACUUACAAAAUCCACUUCAACGUAAACCCCAACGUCCCGAUGUUUAUGGUAAAGCAGCGACAAUGGGUAUUUUAAGUAUACCCGGUUCAAUGGUGGAGGAUCGUCAAUAUGAGUUGACGCUGAGAAAGUUUUCGGCCGCCUCCGGCAAUUGGCAUGAAAUUUUAACACAUAUGCGUAAUAAAGAUCAUAAUUUCCAUACAAAUCCAGCUGUCGAAUGGAAUAAUCCAGAGCGAAAACAAUCAUUACGUUUGGCAGAGAUUUUCAAAAAUUUCACUUUGAUUGUCAUCUACGCUCCGAAUAUAGUGUAUAAUAAUAUUCUCAUUUGUGGAGAGGCUUUGGAGUUUAAUUGCUCAUCGGAUUUAUUGACGAAUAUUACUACAGAUCAAUUGAAAAUGUUCGCGGGUCAUUGGCGGAAAUUGCAACAAAUAUCAGACACAAUAAACAAUAUGACUAAACGAAAAUUGAAUUCCACCAGCAAACGAUUAUCACCGUAUAGUAAAUAUCAAUUGGAAACAAUGCAAAACCUGGAUCACGUUGGACCUUUCCAAACAAAUCUACGCCACAUGAAAACGGAGAAACAAAAAAAUUCAACCAAUACAGCAGAAAUUCGUCGUUUUACCCGUUUGGGUUCGGCAUCACAAUUUGAAUCGAUUGAUGAAGAUGGUGAGCCUCAACUGAAAACCGAUUCGGGUGUACAAUCCAUUACUUCCAAACCUUCAGUAGCAACCAACAUUCCAUUGGAUAAAUUUUCACAAAUCUAUCCAAACAUAAUAGCAUCACAUUCAAUAAUUAGCAACAAAAGAAAUCUACCCAAAUCGAUAUCAUUAUUGGCUGGGGUGUUUACAUUUAAAAUCUAUGAUUCGACUACAUCCUCCCACGAAGAUAAUUUGGCAGUGGAAAAUAAUGAGGGUAUAGGCAAACCCCUUAUGUCUAUGACUAUAUCGCAACCCAGUUUUAUGAUUACGCAAAAUAUUUACGAUUCGGUGGUGAAUUUUUCAGUUUUCAAUGUAAAAUUAUUUUUACCACAAAUUCAAAAUUGCAAUUGGCGGCCACAAACAAGUUUUACGAGUCCCACAUCACCAGUGGAACAAUUUUGUGAAGCCAUCAUUGACACCAAACCAGGAGAAUUAAGUUCAACGGGUAUACCACCGGCAUUGCUGACCUACAAAGCAAGUCAGACAAAAUUAAAAAUGCUUGAAAUCGAUAUUGAUUUAUCGAAACCAUUGGUUCUCACCCUAAGCCAAUCGUAUAUAGAGGAAAUGUGUAAAAAUCUUAUGAUAAUCUAUAACAGCAUACAUUCACAACAAACGCCACAGACAACCACUUGCCAGCAACAACCCAUACAUCGUCUAUCGAAAAUUAUGCUCAUGAAAGCCAAUACCUUAAAUGCCGAUCGUUUAAAUAUAAAAUGCAACAACAUUGCCCUGAAGCUAACCAAUCACCUUGACUAUGAAACCAAUUUAAAUCUCAAUGAGCUGAAAAUAAAUCUAAAAUAUUUAACGCGUCCCGAAAAGUGUUCAAUAAAAUAUUCAUUGGCCGCUGUAUAUUUACGCACAAAUCGUAAAAUAUUUCUUCACCCCAUGUCGCUAAAGGGUUCCAUUGAUUUUGUUAGUGAACCCUGGAAUCGUUUGCCACUCGUUAAUGUCAUCUGUAAAUUUAAUGUUAUACAAAUCGAGUUGGGUGUUUCAAUAUUGCAACAAAUGCAACAAGCCUUAAAUGAUUUAUCAUCUAUUGCUGGGUAUGCUCAAAAACAAUUACAACAAUUUCAAGCUUUGAAUUUACAUGAUGAUUUUGGUUAUCAUGUAAAUCGUCAAAUAUUACGUCAACUGAAAUAUCCCAAAGUAAAUUCAUUUGUGAAGAGUAAUAAGAGUUUGAAACGUGAGGAGUUCUAUCAAGAUGAUUUGAGAGCUGGAGCUUUUCAAUUUGUGGAACUGAUGUCUGAUGCGGUUUUGCCAUUGCCAUAUCAGGUGCAAAUUAUCAAAAAGGAUUAUGGUAUUAUUUGUUGGCGUUAUCCCCAGCCCAGAAAAAUGUGUAAAAUACACAUAUAUCCGGUGCCAAUGGCGGUUUCCAAUCCCAUACACAUACGCUGUCGCAUGGAAUACUUCAGUGAGGUGCAUGAACAAUUUUUACAUUUUUGUGAUUUUUGGCUGUCGGAAACCAACUCCAAAGAUAUUAAAUUACCAGAACGUGAAAUUUGUGCUACCAUUUGGCGUGUUGUUAUUUUACAAUCUCUCGUCUCUGUAGAUGGGGAAUGUUUCGAUACAAGCGAAGAAGAUGAAGAACUACAAUCAAUAUCACAUAUGAAUAUUGAAGAAGUGCUGGGUAAAGGUCGUAAGGAUUCCGAUUUUAUGUUACAUCCAAAAGUAUUAGUUGCCUGUAUGCGUGUCGAUACAACAUUCCAAUCGAAAUCGGUGCCAAAAAUACAAACCCUGCUUAGUUUCAAUACGGUGUGUGUGAAUUUGUUGAAUAAACCCAACGAUAACGAUGAGCUGCCGCCAAUGUUAAGGAAUUAUCAUUUGGCGAAUAAUGUCAAAAUACCACAGGCAUUUUUAAUAUUCACUUUACAAAAUAUUAAAAUGCAUGGUGUCGUCUAUAGUCGUAUGAAAUAUAAUGCCAAUUUGAUGUUGACAGCCCAUAUAAAAUAUUUGGAUUAUGGAUUUCUGAAUAUGUUACCCCUGUUGGAGGAGACAACAGUGCAAACCUAUUUGGAAAUGGAUCAAAAGAAAAAUGUGGUGAAUGCCAAUUUUGUGUUUGAUCGUUUGCGUUUUAAUUUGGGACCCUCGGUACUGCACACCCUACUCUCAUCGAAAUUGCAUUGGGAAGAGUGUUUAGAUGCGAAUGAAAGACGCAUACGUCAUGUGUUGAUACCAAAAUGUAUUGUGGUAAACCGUACCAUGACGGCCAUGGCUUUUGGCCAAUCGGGUACACAUGAACGCAUCCCGCUAAGUCCCAAAGAAUGCUGCAUGUAUUCAUUUCGUAGUGAUUGUAAUAGUCAAGAUUUGACUCUUUAUAUAUCUGAUGAAGAAACGAACACAGUGGAUACAUCCGAAUCGAUACAUAUUCCAUUUAAAUUUGAGAGCGAAACAAUGUCACAAACAUUUUGCAUUGGCAGCAAAUGUAUUAUUGUGAAAUCGAAAAAGUUAUCUGGUUCCCAAAUAUGUGUUUUAAUACAAGGGCAAAUUGAGCUGAUAUCAAUGGUUGAACAUAAUUUACGUUUAGAAUUUCGCCAAGAGGGAAAAUUGUAUGAUGAGGCGAAUAAACCAUUGGAAUAUUUUAUUGAACGAAAUGGUCGUAAUUCGUUUUAUUAUAAUGUCAAUCGCAAUUCGAAUAUAUCGAUGAGGCUGAGAUUGGCAGAUAAUAAAGUACGAGCUCGCACGGGUGAUAUACCCUUGAAAAUGAACAAAAAACUACCAUGGCUGGUUAAAGUUCCUGUCAACAACAAUGAAUUCAUUAGCUUUUGGGUUCGGAUACUGCGCGAAGAUAUAACUACAACCACAGCAAAUAACGAUUCAAUGCAACCACAAAAAAUUCUCAUUACCAUAUGGCCAAUAUUUGAAAUAACAUCGCGGCUAAAUUGUGCCAUACAGGCAAAAGAACAAAAUACUGAACAAGAAUUUAGCGUGAUGGGUCAGGGAGGGCAAUAUAUAUUGGAUGCAUCAGCCACGCACCUAACAGAACAUCCUUUGAAUUUCAAAUAUGAUUUUCCAUUGGCAACAUCCUCGCAGGACAAUUACACUUUGCGUUUAAGAUCAUUAGAUUGGCAAAAAUUCUUUUGGUAUGAUGAACAAAAAUGGACCAUAGAGAAUGCCUUGAAUGUUUUGGCUAAACCAGCCACAAAGAAUUGGCCUCUGGCAGCCGAUGAAGAAGAGUUAAAGGUUAAACGUAACUCCCUAGGCAAUGGAGAAAGUGAUGUCAUUUACAAUACUCAAGUUAGCCGGGAAUUUUCGUGUACUUUAAAUUUGGAAAUUGCACCAUGGGGAAUGUUUAUUAAUGGUACGGGUGUGAAUAUACAACUGAAGGCAUUUGCCCCACCGGCAACGCCUCAACAACACCUGCAACAACAUGGGGAUGGAAAACACAUUUCAAUUGCCGCCAAUAACUUGGAAAUGUUAUUUAAUAUUUCACAAGGUUUUGUUAUUGGCAUACAAAAUAGUGUUGAUAAUUGGAAUUACUCAUUGCCAAUAUUUUUCGAAAAUGCCUUGUCGAAUCAAUGUAAACGAUAUUAUGUUCUAACCGAAGGAGAUAUUACCGAUAUUGUUAUCCUACGAGGCAAGGAAGUGUUUAAAUUUGCCGAAAAUGUCACGCGAUCCAACAUUCAAAGAUUAAAUGAAAAGACACCAAAUACAGAAAUCAAUUCCACUUCGAAAUGGAACAGCAGUAUUGGCUUAUCAUUGACCACAUUUUAUGACAUUAACUAUGAGAGUGCACAACGAUCGGUGGAUACCGCCUUCGUAUAUUUUGUAAUAAUUAAAAUGCUGGAAGAUUCGGAGGUAUCAAUACCAAUACCCCUCGCCUUACCAUUCAAUCGUAAAUGCAUUAGUGUACAACGUGGAAAUGAAUCCUACGCCUUGGUGGUAUCGUUAAUAGAACAUGAUGGUCUAUAUUAUUUAUGCAUCACCGAAGAUCUUUCACCUGCCGUUUUGGUUAACAAUCAGACGGAUUGUGCAUUUAUUGUGGCCCAAACUAAUGCCUCGGAAAAUAGUAAAGUUUCUUCAACCACCCCAGAAUAUGAUGGCAAACAUUUGGAAUGGUAUCAUAUGAUACCCAAACAAAGUAAAUGUUAUUAUACCCCUCCCGAAUGGUAUACUCGAUUCCCCGAAGUCGAUUCAACAUUGUGCAAUAUCACAUUGGCUUUGUAUGAUGAUACCUCUACCAAAAAGACCAUUAAAUGGUCCAAGCCCAUACGUUUGGAUAAGACAUGGAAAAAAUUCCUACACAUCCCCGGCCAUGGUGAUGUUAAAGUUAUAAUCUGUGAUAAACAUCGUGUUAUACGAUUAAAUAUCUACUACAUAUCCCAGCAAAUGGAAUUUUCCGUGAAAGAUUUAAGGUUGAGACUCUCAACGACAGAACCUAAAACAACAGAUGAACAGGGAAAUCUAGACCCCAAACCUCCAAGCGACUCAACGAUAACCAAACUCUAUACAGAAACACCACAAUUUUCCAAACCCGAUGUAUGUCAUCAUUUCCGCAACGAAUGUGAAUCACGUCCCAAUACCAAAGUUCGACUAUUCAUUAAGGAGAUCGUCCUCAGCCUACACACCGAUAGUCCACAACGUCAAUAUAUGAAACAAGAGGUUGUUAGUCUAUAUGCAGAUGAUUUUGUUAUGGCCUAUGACGAUUCCGAAGAUGAACGUCUAUUGAGUAUGGCCAUACCAAAUCUGCAAAUUGAUAAUCAAUUAUUUUCAACGGGUAAAUAUGAUUUCCCGGUUAUUCUAUGUGCCCAAGAUUUGUAUCAACGUAAUGAUAUGUUACCCGAACCCUAUUAUCUUGGAAGUUAUUAUAAAUAUUUGCUGGAAAAAUCUCCAAUGAUAAAAUUGAAAUUAAAACUCUAUGAAGAUGAAUUUAAAAUAUGUUCGCUGAAGUGUCAUUUCAAUCCGAUACGAGCCUAUAUAGAGGAUGCAUAUAUUACAGAUUUCUUGGAUGCCCUGGUGGAAUGUGAGCCCUCGAAUUGUGCCUAUCGUCCCAAGCCGAAAAUUGAACGUAUUGAAUUGGUGGGAAAUCAAAUGUGUGUACCAAAUGAUGUGGCAUCGGCGGCAUUAUAUACCGCAGAGCCCCUGCAGUUGCGUCAAUUCUGUAUUGAACCUAUGAGUGUUUUAUUGUCCGUUCAUACCUCGGUACGUUUGUAUAUCGCGCUGGAUCACUCACCCCUAUCAUUUUCAUUAUAUGAACGCAGCCAUUUGUUGACAAUGCCCAUGAAAUUUGGACAAUCUCUGGGUAUGCAUUAUUUGUCGGGUGCUAUUUUUGGUGCUGGCUGGGUUGUGGGUUCUUUGGAAAUUCUAGGCAGUCCUAGUGGCUUGGCAAGAUCUGUUACCACAGGAUUAAAAGAUUUUGUGUCCUUACCGGUAAGAGGUCUCUUCCGUGGUCCUUGGGGUUUUAUUGUAGGUAUAACCCAGGGCUCGGCAUCGUUGCUGAGAAAUGUUACGGCUGGUACCGUUAACUCUGUUACAAAAUUGGCGGCCUCGGUGGCACGUAAUUUGGAUCGUUUGACAUUGGAUGAGGAGCACAUAGAACGCACUGAGGCUUUGCGACGUUCUCGACCUCAAGGUUUUACUGAAGGUCUAUCACAGGGCAUGACCGGAUUGGGUAUAAGCAUGCUGGGAGCUGUUGGAGGUUUGGCACAUCACACCUUGGAGGCUCGUUCAACUGUGGAAGUAUUUACUGGCCUAAGUAAAGGUUUGGUGGGUGCUUUUACAAAACCCAUUAGUGGUGCUGCAGAACUUCUUGCCUUGGCUGGUCAAGGUAUGCUGCAAACUGUGGGCUUUAAUGCAAUGCCCAAGCAGAGAUCACCCUCCACUUCACGGAAUUUGUCAUUGGAACCAUCCGGUUAUCGUACAUGGAAAAUUCUACCCAUUGAAAUGUCUUGUGAUCAGAUUUUAUUCUAUCAUGAGGUGACACUGGCCGUGGAGGAGCAUAUGAAAAGGGGUUAUGUUUUUCUAACAUCAAGGAUUUUUGCCAUUAUUGAGGCGGAGACAAGUAGAUUAUUAUUUGCUUUACCUUUGGACAAGGUGCAGGUUACUGCAGAUGCCAAUGAUAAAACCAAAUAUUAUGUGCGCCUAACACGAGAAAGGGAAGAUAUUGAAGAGGAUGCCGAUUUUACCAAUGAACGUAUUAUGAAUUUCCUUCACACCUCAUCGAUAAAGAUAACAUCCGAUUCUCUAUUUUCCGAUUUAUUACAACAUAAUGCAACGCAUGAACCGAACGAUAUCAUCAUGAAUAGUACAUCUAACUAUAAACGAACACAAACCUUGGAUUGGACAUUUUAUAUAAGCGAACAUUUGGGUGAAUAUAUUUUACGUUAUUUUAAAAUUUUAAAUACCAAAUAUCUAAAUUAA